Prorocentrum cordatum is the source of this 1131-nucleotide messenger RNA. Lineage: Eukaryota; Dinophyceae; Prorocentrales; Prorocentraceae. The record is from the annotation of a GenBank genome assembly.
AUGCCCAAUGGGACGCUGAAUAUGUUCGACCUCAAGACGUCGAAGAUACUGGAUGAGGACACUGCCGCGGUGAUGGAGGCCAAUAUUGAGACAAAGUUUGGGUCGUCGAUUGAGGAAUCGUGCCAGCUCUGCGGCCUGCGCGCUGUUACGGACAGCAAGUUCGUGCGCGCUAUCGCGGAUUCCAGUAUCGCGCCCAGGAUGGCACCCAAGUGGAGGGACUUGGAGCGAGCGCAAAUCGAAUUCUACAGGGCCUGUGCGGCUACUGACACGCCCGAACUAUUAGACGAGGAGGACGUCGCCCAGAUUGCCCGUGCCGCCAGCGGACCGCCCUCGCGCGUGCAGAGGUUCGCCGCCCACCUGCAGCGCUCCGACUUGCUAUCGGGAAUGCCGGGCGCGUGUCGUAGCAACUGCCCGGAGCUUGUGGAUCAGAUGGUGGACCUCGCGAAGGGCGACCCGGGGCUGUCGUGCGACGACGGGUCUGCGCGCGACGACGCCCUCGAGUUGCUGGGCUGCUGGUUCGACCGGGCGGCGCCCUCGGGGAGGGGCCGCGCGAAGCUCCAGGGAGUUUGCACGCAGAGCAAGCUUGGAUCCAUCAUCCUGGCUUACGUCAACUGCACCACGCAGCCUGAUCUUGGAGACGUCAGAAGAUUGCUGCAAGCGGGUCUCGGAGGCUCUGUUUCGAACGAUGCCAUCCGCGCGACGAGCCCGUCAACGAUCAGCCUCAGCCAGCGUCAUGAGUUGGUCGAUGUGAACUUGAACGGUGGCGACGACGACGACGGCGAGGAUGUAACAAUCUCCUCUGGCAGUAUCAGGAGACUGGCGCCCAAGAAUCCGUUCAAAUGCUCGAUGGUCAUCAACCCGCCUCCCCUACCUGGACCGGCGCGCCCGAAUGGCGGCUUGGAGAAGUAUGGCCAAUGCUGGUAUUUGAGUAAGAGGGGGACGAAUUGCCGCGAAACUUGCCUCCUAGAACAGCUAGUAUUCCAUUGGUUUGUCGUCAACAGUUCGCGUUGUCAGGAGCCCAUCAUCCCGCAGUUGAAACCCGUAGGUGACGACGUAGACAAGCGGGGGCCAUGGGCACCACUUGAGGCUCUGCGCUCGGUCGGCGACGAGCACUUGUUUCCACGCCGCUAG